AUGAUUUUUCUUUUUCUUUUUUUAGAGAUUAUCUUUUCUCUCUUUGAUCUUCUUUGCUCUUUCUUCUCUCUUCUUUUCUCUCUCUCUCUCUCUCUCUCUUUCUCUCUUUUCGUCUCCCUCUCUCUCUCUCUUUCUCUCUCCUGUUCGUCUCUUCUGUAUUCUUUCCUCUCUCUUCUGUCUUCCUUUCUCCUCUUUCUUCUGUCUUUUUUCUCUUCUCUUUUCUGUCUUCUUCUUCUUCUUCUUCUUCUUCUUCUUCUUCUUCUCUCUCUCUCUCUCUCUCUCUCUCUCGUUUGUCUUUUCCCCUCUCUCUCUUCUUGCUCUUUCUCUUUUUCCCUCUCACAUUCUUUUGUCAGUAGACAACGUGAGACCGAGCAGCCGCAGAUUUUCUCUUCUCUCUUUUCUUUUCUCUUUCAUUUGUCUUCUUUCUCUCUCCCUCUAUUUCUCAUCCUCUCCCCUUCUCCCGCCUUUAUUAUUCUCUCUCUCUCUCUCUCUCACUCUUUCUUUCUUUCUCUCUCUCUUGUCUUUUCUUCACUCUCUUCUUUUUUUUUCCUCUAUCUUCUGUCUUUCCCCUCUAUCUUCUGUCUUUUUUUCUCUCCCUAUUUCUCAUCCUCUCCCCUUCUCCCGCCUUUUUAUUCUCUCUCCGCGCGUGCAUCUCUCUUUUCUCUCUCUCUCUCUCUCUACUCUUUCUUUCUUUCUCUCUCCCUUUUUUUUUCUUCAAAAUCUUCUGUCUUUUUUCUCCUCUAUCUUCUGUCUUUUUCCCCCCUCUAUCUUCUGUCUUUCUUUCUCUCUCCCUAUUUCUCAUCCUCUCCCCUUCUCCCGCCUUUAUUAUUCUCUCUCGCGCGUGCAUCUCUCUUUCUCUCUCUCUCUCUCUCUCUCUCUCUUUCUUUCUUUCUCUCUCUCUUGUCUUUUCUUCACUCUCUUCUGUCUUUUUUCUCCUCUAUCUUCUGUCUUUUUCCCCCUCUAUCUUCUGUCUUUCUUUCUCUCUCCCUCUAUUUCUCAUCCUCUCCCCUUCUCCCGCCUUUAUUAUUCUCUCUCUCUCUCUCUCUCUCUCUCUCUCUCUCUCUCUCUCUCUCUCAAUCCCCAACACACGUAAAGUCCGUAGUUUGUUUACGUGAAAAUGUUUGCAAUGUGAUUUCUCUGGUGAGUGGACCAGUGCCAGGACUUCAAUCGGAACCUCUUACAAGUGACAUUGAUGUCUUCAUCUUCCAACUCAAUUGGUCAACUGAUUUCCCAGCUGUAAAACCCACUCCACUGUUCCGACGACCAAUAAUAAUUUUUAUUGAUUUGAUCCCUACACCUGACUACAAACGACAUCCACGUGUCUAA
Acanthosepion pharaonis is the source of this 1326-nucleotide messenger RNA. Lineage: Eukaryota; Metazoa; Mollusca; Cephalopoda; Sepiida; Sepiidae. The record is from the annotation of a GenBank genome assembly.